AUGUGAGAGGAAUCAGAGCAUCAUUCAAAUGCGCCCUUGACAUUCAUGUUCAAAAUAUUGUUUCAUGCCUUCAUGUAAGAGUACCUUUCUAACCUGAUGCAUUUGUUCUGCAAUUAUCCAAGAACAUCUACGAUGAACAAUGCAUUCGCCACAAAAUGUGUUGAAUCCUUGACUCGGGAAAUACAUAUUUGCCAACUGGACAUUAGUAAAAUCGCCAACCGUUAUGCGGCGAACCUUCAACUAUGUUCCUCUAACAUACACAGACAUGCUACAUCUUACCUUGUCAGAAUUAUCCACGCCAACAUGAUCACCUCUGGAUUCAAGCCCCGGGGUCACAUCCUGAACCGCCUGAUCGAUGUGUAUGGUAAGUCCUCAAACCUCACUUACGCAAGACAACUGUUCGAUAAAAUUCCACAACCAGAUGUCAUUGCAAGAACGACCAUGAUUGCUGCCUAUUCUGCAUCCGGUGAUCCUGCGCUUGCUUCAGACAUUUUCCAUAAAGCCCCUCUAAUCAUGCGUGACACUGUUAUAUAUAAUUCCAUGAUCACAUGCUACUCACAUCACAAUGACGGCCAUGCUGCCAUAAAACUGUUUAAUGACAUGAAAAGAAAGAACUUUUUGCCUGACCAGUACACAUACACAAGUAUGCUUGCCGCUUCGGCACAUAUAGCUGAUUGUGAAUUGCAUUGCCACCAGUUACAUUGUGCUGUUAUCAAGUCUGGGACUGGAAAAGUUACAUCUGUGGUGAAUGCACUUAUGUCACUGUAUGUGAGAUGCGCAUCUUCUCCAUUUGCAUCUUCGUUGCUGUUAAUGGACUCAGCUAAGAAGCUAUUUGAUGAGCUUCCCAAGAGGGAUGAAUUGUCUUGGACUACUAUCAUUGUGGGUCUUAUAAGGAAUGAUAAUGUUGAUGCUGCACGGAAAGUGUUUGAUGGGAUGGUUGAGAAGAUACUCGUGGCAUGGAAUGCAAUGAUUUCUGGGUAUGUUCAUAAGGGUUUUGUCUCUGAAGCAUUAGAACUUUAUAGACAAAUGUACUUGCUAGGAAUUCAACAGGAUGAAUUUACAUAUUCUAAUGUUCUCAGUGCAUGUGCUGAUGCUAGAUUAUUUCUCCAUGGAAAGCAGGUACAUGCUUACAUCAUAAAGAUGGAAACAGAAGCUAAAGAUCAUUUCCAAGUGUCAGUAAACAAUUCUUUGAUUACAUUAUAUUGGAAAUGCAGUAGAGUUGAUGGUGCUAGGAAAAUAUUUGAUUCAAUGAUCACAAAAGACCUGAUCUCAUGGAACACAAUUUUGUCCGCCUACGUGAGUGCAGGGUUAGUUAACGAAGCUAAGCUGUUUUUUUCCGAGAUGCCAGAGAAGAACUCCUUAACUUGGACAGUGAUGAUAUCUGGAUGUUCACAAAAUGGGCUUGGGGAAGAAGGUUUGAAGCUAUUUAACCAAAUGAAACUAAAUGGGUUUGACCCAUGCGACUAUGCUUUUGCAGGAGCCAUUACAUCUUGUGCAGUUCUUGCUGCAUUAGAAACAGGACGCCAGGUCCAUGCUCAGAUUAUUCGUCGCGGAUUUGAUUCAAGCCUCUCUGCUGGAAAUGCACUCGUUACGUUCUAUGGACGGUGUGGAGCCAUUGAGGCUGCACUGUCUCUGUUUCAUAGGAUGCCAUGCGUUGAUUCAGUAUCUUGGAAUGCUAUAAUUGCAGCCUUGGGGCAGCAUGGUCACGGUGCUCUUGCAAUAGAACUUUUUGAAGAGAUGUUGGAAGAGAAUAUAACUCCUGACCGCAUAAGCUUUCUAACAGUUUUAUCUGCUUGUAGCCACGCAGGGUUAGUUAAAGAAGGACACCAUUAUUUUAAUUUAAUGCAUACCAAGUAUGGCAUUAGCCCAGGAGAAGAUCACUAUGCUCGCUUUAUUGAUUUGUUGGCUCGAGCCGGAAGGUUCUCAGAAGCAACAAAUGUAAUCCAGAGUAUGCCUUAUAAACCUGGGGCACCUAUUUGGGAAGCUCUUCUUUCUGGUUGCCGACUUCAUGGAAAUAUUGAGCUGGCAGUGCAAGCUGCAGAUCAACUAUUCGGCUUGGUUCCACAACAUGAUGGAACCUACAUACUUAUGGCUAACACGUUUGCUUCUGCAAACAGAUGGAACGAUGCUGCCAAUGUGAGAAAACUAAUGAGGGAACGAGGGGUCAAGAAGGAGCCUGCCUGUAGUUGGAUUGAAGUUGAAAACAAGGUCCAUGUAUUUUUGGUGGAUGAUACUAAGCAUCCUGAGAUUCAGGCAGUUUACAUGUACUUGAAGGAAUUAACAAUAAAGAUGAGGAAAGCAGGAUAUAUUCCUGAUACGAAGUAUGUGCUGCAUGAUAUGGAGAUUGAACAAAAGGAGCAUGCCCUGUCAACUCAUAGUGAAAAACUUGCAGUUAUAUUUGGUCUUUUGAAGCUACCUCGUGGUGCCACAAUUAGGGUAUUCAAGAACCUUCGUAUAUGUGGGGACUGCCACAAUGCGUUCAAAUUAAUUUCAAACUUGGAGGCAAGAGAGAUUAUAGUGAGAGAUGGAAAGAGGUUUCAUCAUUUCAGAGAUGGUGAAUGUUCAUGUGGUAAUUACUGGUGAUCAGACUGGAAGUUCACCUGGACCAGCCAAGGAGAAGAAAUUUGGUCGAAUGAUAUCAUCAACUGCUCAUUUGCAUCACUUUGAAUUUCUAGGAUUGAAAUUUAUUAGAAGACGUCAACAAUUCAAAAGACGGAUUAUGCCCUCAUAGUAAUAGAGGAUUUCCCGUUUGGCUAAAAUACAUGUCCUGGAUAGAAUUUAGAACCGACAAUGAGCCCUUCAAGAAGAAGUGAAGAAGGAAGGGUCAUUGUUCAUAAAACUCUAUCAAGAUAUCUUUCAAACAUUGGAAGCAUUUGCUUAGAAAUUUGAUAUGAGGAAUGGUUCUCAUGUUGUUGAUCACAUACUGGCGAUUGCUUAUGUACAUCCUUUAUCUGAGGCAGGGGAUUGCAUUGCUUAGGAAACAGUUGGAUGAGCAAAGACUAUAUUGAGCUGAAGGGUCCCUCCAGGCAAGCCUUCCCUUUUCAUUUUUUGACAUGGCCGCUCCCAAGACUUUAACCAGUGCACCACCAAGGCUCUCCUUCUGUUUUCUACUCAGCAUGAAAACUUAGUCUCGAAAGCCAUUAACUCAUAAAGUAUUGAAGUCGGCUGGGAAAGGCUAGAACAGUACUUUGGCGCUUGCUCCUGCGUGAGACUGUCAAGUGCCAAUAGGCAUAACCCAAUGCUCAAGGACUGCAAAAUACAAUGCUUUAUAUUUGAUGUUUUCAGGCCGGCUAGGCAGAAGUUGUAGACGAACAGAAAGGGAAGUGAGUAAUGGAGGCAAGACAUUUGAGCUUAUUGAGCCAAAUUUGUUUGUUUGUUUUAUUUGGGUGGAGAAAUGGAGUACUGGCUGGAGAUGCUGAAAUCCCUCUGAGAAAAAAAACAUGGAGAGAAAGACCGUGCCUAGGCCUUUUGCUCUGUUUGUUUGGAGGGUAGUGAGUAGUAUAAGUAUAUACUCCAUGAGGGUUAUCUUUAAACCUGUUUGGGGGGAUAAAACUUAAAGGGCAAAGCAUGUGAUAUACGUUUGGGGGGAUAAAACUUAAAGGGCAAAGCAUGUGAUAUACGUUUGGGGGGAACCCUUAACCCUUACUACACCUCUUAUUGUUGAUUUUCUUACCCACGGCUCGGGCCUCGGGGUAUGACCUUGUCGGCACGCAAAAUGUGCAUCGCACCUGCUUUCAUUCUUUGGUCUUCUUCCUUGCUGUUACAGUAUCUUUUUUAGUUUUUACUUUGGUGAUAUACUGAUAUGUAAUGCCGUUGCAUUGAUUUGAUUCAGGGACUAAAAAUAAAGUAUUUCUAAUUUGAAAUUAUCAAAAU
Cuscuta epithymum is the source of this 3873-nucleotide messenger RNA. Lineage: Eukaryota; Viridiplantae; Streptophyta; Magnoliopsida; Solanales; Convolvulaceae. The record is from the annotation of a GenBank genome assembly.